ACCGCCGGGGAGGAAGCCAUGUGCACCGAGGCUGGAGGGUGGAAGAUGUCUUCAGCGCCCAGCCGAUCCUGGGGCCCGAGGACCCGGCUCCACCUGUCGUUGGGGCCUCAGUUUCCUCAUCAGUGAGGAAGACUCACUGAUCUAUGCAAUUCCGGGGCAAGACUAAACUAUUUCAACAGCAGUGGCAGGUGUGGAGCAAACCCCGUCCUUCUGCGAUACAGGGUGUGGAAGCUCAGCGCUACCAUGUGGGUGUCGCCGGGGGGGAGGCCGGCAGACACAAGCAGGCAGAACAAAGGCCUGCGCCCUCCAGUCCACUGAAGUGUAGCCGUGGGGAAGGAGCGAUAGACUUUCACGGCAAAUUUCAACUGGGCUGGGGGGGGUCCACACAUUUCAUCUUGAAGAGGGCAGCGGCCUUUACUGCUUUGUAGGGGAAGGAAAGGUCGCGUCCUGGCGUGCAGCUGGGGUCGCUCUUCACAGUUGGGUCGAGUGACGGUGGGGGCCGGGGUCAGAGGUCUGGAGGGCGCCCCCCACCCCGUCUUGGGCACCCCCACUUAAUGCUGGCAGUGAGUGGAGCGGACCAAUCCCAAUUGCAGCUCCCAGGUUGCCCAGAACCCCGUCGCGACCCACCCCCACCCCGACCUCACCUGUGCGCCCCCAAGCGCCCUCACCCCGACUGCGCCUGCGCCUGCGCCUCCCGGGCGAGGCGAGCAGGCCCGGAGCUGCUGGAAGGCAGGGGCCCACCUCGCGCGCGCAGCGUUUCUCUUUUAAGAAGAAACGGUGCUUCUCGGCGUCGGCUGCGGUAUCCCGGAACUGAGGCCUGCGCCCCAGAGGGAGGGGCGAGUCGGAGGCCGACGGCGUGCGCCUGCGCACUGGGUGCCCCGCGCAACGCCCGCCGGGAACCGUGGUUCCCCGACCCGAGUCGCCCGCGCGUGUCACGGAGCCCCGCGGCAGUUGUGGUUGCGUCGCUUCUGUGUUGCCGCCCGCAAACGUGAUGCAGAACCAGUCACUUUGAAAGCCAGCGGAGCCCUCUGGACCGCAGAGUCCCACAGUCACAGCCCACUUCUGUUAGCAUCAGAAUUCCUCCUCAAAGUCGCCGGCAUUCUCUGUGGACUCUCGCUUCCCAUCCUCUUCUCUUCAAACGGCUCUGACGGAGCUUUCCUCCCCGCCCAGCCACUGCAGUGGCGCUCCACAGGGUCACUGGCGACGGUCAUCUUGCCACAUAGCAGCUGUCAGUUCUGUCCGCCUCCCUGCCCUAGAAAGAGCGCGACUAUGUAGCUCGCGUCUUCGUCAACCUUAUGGCUCCCUCUACAUUUUUUGGCCCCAGUUUUACUUCUCUGACUUCCUAUGCUCCUGGUUUUCCACCCUCCUCACUGGCUCCCUCUUUCCUUUUUUUGGAUCCAUUCCCUCUGUUCUGCCAAAAGAUGAAGUGUGCCCUGGCUCAGGCCUUGAACCAGAUCUUCUCUCGUCUGCAGAUGUUCUCUUGGGUGAUCUAAUUAGGUCCGUGGAUUUAAAUACACGAUGGCUCCUAGCCUAGCCUUCUUUCAACUCCAGUCAUAUAUCUUACUGCCCGCUUGACUUACCUGUGUUAACUGAGCUAACACAUGUAACGAAUUUAGGACAGUGCCUGGCAUGUAGAGAGCACUGACACAUGAUAGCUGAUUUUUCUCCCACAUAAAUAUGGCAAACAUGUAACAAUAAUGCCUGUACCCUCCACCAUGUCAGUAAAUGAAGGCAUCAUCCACCCCCUUGCUCAGAAAAAAAGGGAAUCAGUCUUGAUUAUUUGCCUUUUAUGACACCUAAACUAUAUACAUCAGCAAAUCUUGUUGGUCCUGUCUCCAAAAAUUUAUCUUAAAUCCCAUCACUUCCGACCCUCUCAAUUGCUAAAACCCUACUGCAAGCCACUGGUAUUAAUUUUCUGUAACUGUUGUAAUAAAUUGUGUUGUUUUCAGCCACAAA
Messenger RNA from Macaca mulatta (Rhesus monkey), 1956 nucleotides. RefSeq lists its product as uncharacterized. The record is from RefSeq and is a predicted model, not a curated record. NCBI's taxonomy places the organism in Eukaryota, Metazoa, Chordata, Mammalia, Primates, Cercopithecidae.